AUGAUGAGACGAGCUGCAAGUUCUCAGGUACGCGCCACAAAACGACAUUACAGAUGUAUGCAAUGUCAGAAUACACCACACCGAACAGCUCGACUGGCGUCAAUAUCUUCGGCUGCAGAGCUGUAUUCGCUGAAACCAGAUCGGUGUCGCUCCCAUAGCACAAAUUUGGUCAAUACGAAGGCGCGUUCAUUGGAGCAUUCAACUAAACGGCAUAUGGCAGCCGAAAUGCCAGCAACUGGGAUUCGUCUACAAUUAGAAAACUAUCCACUAGCUGAUGGUGGAAAUGUUGACGAACAACUACCGUAUAGCAAUGGUCUACGUAAAGCGGGUAGAAAUUCCAUUGCAACAACCGGGUAUGACGAUGGGUCGAGGAUGACGUAUGAAUCGAUUUUGCUACAGCAAAACCGUUUACAUCCAGGACUAAAUCCAUGGAAGGGAAAUGAUUAUAGGCGAAGAUCAACGUACGACAAUCAGGUGAGUGCUAUCUACAUAAUGUAA
This is a messenger RNA of Enterobius vermicularis (human pinworm), 498 nucleotides long. The record is from the annotation of a GenBank genome assembly. NCBI's taxonomy places the organism in Eukaryota, Metazoa, Nematoda, Chromadorea, Rhabditida, Oxyuridae.